Gymnogyps californianus (California condor) is the source of this 1669-nucleotide messenger RNA. RefSeq names its product phosphatidylinositol-5-phosphate 4-kinase type 2 alpha (gene PIP4K2A). The record is from RefSeq and is a predicted model, not a curated record. Gene Ontology annotation, molecular function: phosphatidylinositol kinase activity. Gene Ontology annotation, biological process: phosphatidylinositol metabolic process. The coding region runs from base 293 to 1336 and encodes 347 amino acids. The transcript is spliced from 10 exons. NCBI's taxonomy places the organism in Eukaryota, Metazoa, Chordata, Aves, Accipitriformes, Cathartidae.
UUCCUGGAUGGACCUGGUUCAUCACCUCAGCUUCUCUGGGACUGCCGAUGUGCGCUGUUGCCAGCACCUGGCCCUGCCCACUGUGCGUGGACCCUGUGGGACUGGGCCCUGUCGCUGAGGGCGCUGCUUGGACUGGGAUGACCCUCAGCUGCUGGUUUGUCCACCCUCAUGGAGCAGCCCUGGUCUUGCUUCUCCCUCAGGAUCUCUUCACCUUACUGAAUGAUCAACCGAUGAACAAAGCAAGAUCUACAGCAGGCAGAUCAAUGAACUGAGCCAUGUUCAAAUCCCUGUUAUGUUGAUGCCAGAUGAUUUCAAAGCGUACUCAAAGAUAAAGGUGGACAAUCACCUUUUCAACAAAGAAAACAUGCCAAGUCAUUUCAAAUUCAAGGAAUAUUGUCCAAUGGUUUUCCGUAAUCUAAGAGAGAGGUUUGGAAUUGAUGAUCAAGACUUUCAGAAUUCAUUGACAAGAAGCGCACCCCUUGCCAAUGAUUCUCAAGCACGCAGUGGUGCCCGCUUUCAUACAUCUUACGACAAAAGAUAUAUCAUCAAAACUAUAACAAGUGAAGAUGUAGCAGAAAUGCACAACAUACUGAAGAAAUACCAUCAGUUUAUUGUGGAGUGUCAUGGGAAUACACUUCUUCCCCAGUUUUUGGGCAUGUACCGGCUUACUGUUGAUGGAGUUGAAGUAUAUAUGAUUGUUACAAGAAAUGUGUUCAGCCAUCGUUUAUCUGUUUAUAGAAAAUAUGAUUUAAAGGGCUCUACUGUGGCUCGAGAAGCCAGUGACAAAGAAAAGGCUAAAGAGCUGCCGACGUUCAAAGACAAUGAUUUUAUUAACGAUGGCCAAAAGAUUCAUAUUGAUGAGAAUAACAAAAAGAUGUUCCUUGAGAAACUCAAAAAGGAUGUUGAGUUCCUUGCUCAGUUAAAACUCAUGGACUACAGCUUGCUGGUUGGAAUUCAUGAUGUUGAAAGAGCUGAACAGGAAGAAGUAGAGUGUGAAGAGAAUGAUGGAGAAGAGGAAGGUGAAAGUGAUGGGACCCACCACGUUGGAACCCCUCCAGACAGCCCAGGAAACACGCUGAACAGCUCACUGCCUUUGGCUCCAGGGGAAUUUGAUCCAGCUAUUGAUGUUUAUGGAAUAAAAUCCCAUGAAAAUGCACCUAGGAAGGAGGUAUACUUUAUGGCCAUUAUUGACAUUCUUACUCAUUAUGAUGCAAAAAAGAAAGCUGCCCAUGCUGCAAAAACAGUAAAGCAUGGGGCUGGUGCAGAAAUUUCAACUGUUAAUCCUGAACAGUAUUCAAAGCGCUUCUUGGACUUUAUUGCCAACAUCUUGACGUAACCUAUCAUGUUACAUAGGACAGACACGAGACCUGGGGACAGCAGCAGUGGCUACAAGUGUAGGGAAAAAAAGGAACUCAGAGAAGCGCUCAUCUUGCAGAAAGCAACCCCUUUGUUUACAUCUGCUGGCAAAGAUGACUGAAGUGGGGUGGAGUACUCGCUUUAACAGCUGCCUGAUAUUCCCAGCAUAGUUCUAGCUAUUUCUGACUCUUUUGUGUGUGCAAAAAAAAAAAAAUUAAAAUAAAUUAAAUAAAUAGAACAGCUUACUCAGAGUGCACUGUGACAGUAAUACUCUGAUGCUACCAGCUGAAACGGAAUAAAUGAGCAAAGAGGU